Messenger RNA from Cotesia congregata, 1823 nucleotides. NCBI's taxonomy places the organism in Eukaryota, Metazoa, Arthropoda, Insecta, Hymenoptera, Braconidae. The record is from the annotation of a GenBank genome assembly.
AUGAAAAUGAAACGUUCAAAAAUUGACAUUAUCAAUUCAACUGUUGAAUCGUAUUUAAAACGUCGUGGUUAUCAGGAUAUUGAUAUUUUCAAUAAAUCGGACCACAAUAAAACAAUAACUAGUGAAGAAUCAUUGUUACGUGAAAUGGCACAGUCAGCAACAUCGACUAAAAAUUCAAUUAUUUUUAGUGCGAUUACCAACGACGUUACUGCUGCUGACCAGGCGUAUAAAAAACUACGGGCAUGGAUAAAUUUAAUAAAUGAUGAGACAGUUCAAGAAGACCUAAUGAAUCUUCUGUAUCCAAUUUUCUGUCACUUGUACCUAGAGAUGCUGCACGCGGGAAAUUUGCAGGCGGCUAUUGAAUUCUUUAACAGCAAUCGAAGUGACUUUAUUACGUGUAAAGAAAAAAAUUUUCUCGACGAAUUAUCCUGUGUGUUUUCGAUACAGGAUGCUGAGUCUAAGCCAAUUGUUAAUGCGUUUAAAAUCAGAAAGUAUAGAGUUGACAUGUCUGAUGAAUCUCACAAUGCAUUACAGAAAUAUUUGGCUAAACAUGGUCAUGUUAUUAUCAUGCAGAUAAUUAAUAUACACGUCACAAUAAAUAUAAAAAUAGAGAACAUGAUGGAAGAAGAAGAAGAAAAUGACAGUGGUUCCAAGUUUGGAGAUAUCAAUAUCAAUGGCCAUAUGGAACAGAAUGCUGGUACUGGAACGGAUAGAGAGAUGAGAGAAUUGUUGGAAGUCAUUAGAGGGUUAAAUAAUAAUCCGUAUAAACCUUUGAAAAUAUUUCGUAUUGGAAAUUCUAUUGAGAAAGGUAGCUGCGCAACAAUACCCAAUAAAAUGGAUAAAUUUGCCGUAGGUUUUAACGAAAAUACUAUCAGACUAUGGCCAAUGGGAAGCACAAGAUUAAUGAGGCCAUUGUCUAAGCCUCCAAUGAAAAAAAUCAUUUGUGGAAGUGAAAUUGAUAUCAAUAUUGAUAACAAUGAUGUUGAAGUAGAAUCUUCAGGUGCAGUAGUUUUGCGUGGACAUACAGAUGCUGUCCACGACAUGAGAUUUAUCCAUGAUUCGGAAAUUCUUCUCUCAGUAUCAAGUGAUAAUGAUAUGAGAGCGUGGAGUAUGGUUAACUACAGUUGUAUUGGAACUUAUAACGGCCAUAAUUAUCCAAUUUGGUGUAUGGAUACGAGCUUAGACGACACGUAUAUUGCAACGGGCUCGCAUGACCGUACGGCCAAGUUAUGGACUCUGGAUAGAAAAUUUCCAGUUAGGAUAUUUGCCGGUCAUUAUAUGGAUAUAAAUUCAAUUAAAUUCCACCCAAAUGGAAAUUAUUUGGCAACGGGUUCUGCUGACAAAUCGGUUAAGUUAUGGAGUAAAGAAAACGGCGAAGCGUUGAGAUCUUAUCCAGGUGUUCAGUCAACUAUUUAUUGUCUAGCCUUUAGUCCAGAUGGAAAAUAUCUCGCUGCUGCUGGCGAUGACAAAACGGUAUUAAUUUGGGAUUUAGCGACAGACGGUCUUUUGAAUGAACUGAAGGGUCAUGAAGGUACGAUAAUGAAUUUAGACUGGAGUCCCGAUGGCCAGUUUAUCGUCAGUGGGGACAUGAAUGGUACUGUUAGAUUAUGGUCUGCCAAAAUAGCUACUAAUAAUGGUAUUAGCAUACCAAUGCAAUCAACGUCUGAGAUAGAUAUUCCAGCGGUGCAAGUAUUACAGUCAAAUGGUAAAGCAAUUUUAACAUUACGAUUUAAUCCAAGAAAUAAUUCACCGAUGUGCGUCGUUACUGCAUAAAAAAUUGAUAAAUAUUUUUUUUUAAUACGUCUCUCUAAAAAGUCUCGACC